AUGAAGAGAGAUGACAGUAACAUUAAAGAUGUGUGUGAUGGUGCACUCUACCAAAAGGAGUUUAAGCCAGGUGGCUUCCUCUCAGAACCAUACAACAUCUCUGUUAAGCUUAACACUGAUGGUGUGGCAAUAUUUCAUUCAUCGCAGUUUGGAGUUUGGCCACUGUUUCUUCCUGUCAAUGAACUCCCUCCAGCAAUGAGGAGAAAUAACAAGUUCAGGGUGUUUGGUGGCCUGUGGUUUGGAGAAGAGAAACCUUUCUUUUCUAAGUUCCUUAAACCAUUUGUUAACACUUUGCAAGAAACAGAAAUUAAUAGAAUUGAAGUGGUACUUCCAGAUGGACUGGAAGCAAAAUCUAAGAUCAAGGCUCUCUCAAGCCAUUUUGAUCUUCCUGCCUGCACUGGUGUCUUAGAACAGGUCUCUGGCUUCAAGUCCCCCAGUCCCUUGUUACAGCUGCCAAGUUUUGACACUGUUAAUGGAAUUGGUAUAGAUUCCAUGCACUGUGUGUUCCUUGGGGUGGUAAAACAACUAUUUGGUUUGUGGUUCAACUCAAAACACAGUGGGCAAAGGUGGUAUUGUGGAAAUAGUGUUGAGAAAGUUGAUAUGUGCCUUUUGGAGAUAAAUCCCCCCAGUGUCAUCACCAGAGUUCCUAGGAGUAUAGAACAUCAUGUGUCCUGGAUGAUGAAUAUUAUCAGCACUAUGCUUUAUUAGUUGAUGGAAUUGUCUUACUCUCAGGAAGAUCCAUAUCCCCAGAACAACUUGAAUUGGCUGGUAAUCUCUUGAUCCAUUUUGUGGAGAUGCUUGAUGCAUAUUAUGGUUCACGGUAUGUUCUUAUGAAUCAGCACAUGUUGCUGCACUUGAAGGAAUCUGUCCUCAAUCAUGGUCCCCUCUGGUCUAGUUCUCUUUUUGUAUUUGAGGACUGGAAUGGAGACAUCAGCAACUACUUCCAUGGGACUCAGAACAUAGCUGGCC
Molecule: messenger RNA, 969 nt
Organism: Pocillopora verrucosa
Lineage: Eukaryota; Metazoa; Cnidaria; Anthozoa; Scleractinia; Pocilloporidae
Source: RefSeq, a predicted model, not a curated record